Molecule: messenger RNA, 1611 nt
Organism: Pogoniulus pusillus (Red-fronted tinkerbird)
Lineage: Eukaryota; Metazoa; Chordata; Aves; Piciformes; Lybiidae
Gene: CCDC167
Product: coiled-coil domain containing 167
Exons: 3
Coding region: 550-909 (119 amino acids)
Source: RefSeq, a predicted model, not a curated record
GUCCUGCAGCUGCUUUAACGCAGAGCAAGGGCCUGGAAAGGUAGCCCCAGGCAGAAGCUGCAGUUCUCGGUGCUGGUAACACACACCAAAGCAGCGGUCCUGCAGGCGCCUCGGUUCUCUGUGGUCAAGCUGUCUCAGCUCGGUGGAAAGCCAACCGAUCAGUCCGUUGGGCCUGCUGGCAGGCCCAGAGGGCGUAUCCGAACAGGCAGCACACUGUCGAUAAGCCCCUCGGUGGAGCACGGGGCUCGGCAGCGGAGAAGCAGGGCAAGGUGCAACCAAGAGGACCCAUCUGGGCUCCCUGACCUGAUGCCUGCUCCCCACCUAUCUCUGAUCUACCACCACUACUGAAGCAGUCAGAGAAGGCUGCGAGCAACGCAAAGCACCGGGAGCUGUUGUACCGCAGGCCGCCCUGCCACACCGCCAAGCCUGCGUUCAGCCCCCGCCGAACGGCCCCACACGGGCACGCCGGGCCGCGGCACCCCCACCCGCGGGGCGCGGGAGCGACCUCACCAAGAUGGCAGCCGCCCCGCGGCGCGGCCCCUCACAAAGAUGGCGGCGGCGCGGACGUGGCGGUCCCGGGCGGCGGCGCGGGGCGGCAGUGUGCGCAUGCGUGGCCGCCGCCGGAGGGACCAUGGCCGGGAGGCGAGCGGGGCUGAGCGUGGCCCGGGAGGUGAGCGGCGCCCGGCUGUGGCGGGGCGCGGCCGGGCUCGAUUGAUGGACUGGAGGAGAAGCUGGCGCACUGCAGACAGAGCAUGGAGGAGGUGGAUCUUAAACUGCAAAGGGAGAAGCUCAGUGCUGAAGGAAGAGAAAGAACUGAGUGUGCUUCGUAAGGAGAACCGCCAGAACGCUGCCCUGGCUGUGGCCGUGGGGUUGCUGAUUGCUCUUAUUUACGCCUGCUGGACAAUGUGAUUGCACUCAGGAAUUCUCCCUGCUGGCCAAAUGACUCUUCUGCAAGGAGCUCUUCCUUCUCUCACCACCUUGCCUCCCCCAGGGAUGAGGGUCGGCAUUUCGAAUUGCUGCUCUUGCUUGGUUUCUGUAAGCCUUGUUGUAGGGAAGCUUUUGUGAUGGACAGGCAACAGAAAUCACACUUGGGGUUGGAAGCUGGGUCAAGCAGAGCAAGGUGGUGCUGUCUUACCCAAAACUCAGUGGUGACUAUCCAGCUGAUGCACGAAGGCAAUGCGUUUCCCCUUUUGAAGAGGCCUUCUGUGGUAGCAGACAAGUGCUCUCUGCCCAGCCAAGUCAGGCUACGUGACACCUUGCCUCCUGUGACUUGACCAGGAGCCGAAGGGACCGAGGCAGCUCUUGGAAUUAAAGGGUAACUUGGGACUUCAAGGCUCCACUUGUUUCCAAAGCUGAGCAGUCAGCCAGCACUGCUGGCUCCACAAAAACAGGUGGGAGGUGCGUGUCUCUUGUCCUACUAGCAGGUACCAUUUCACUUGAGAGCUGAGUCCUUGGACUUUGAGAAAAUCUACCCAACUCUCCUGUGCAUCAGAGCUUAGUAGCUGUUUUGUGGGUCUGAGAAUCAACACUUGCAGAAGAGAAUUUCCUGUCAGCUCCCAAGAAUGGAAGUGCCCCUGCAGGGCUUGAAAUAAAAUAAGUUGACCUUGUAAA